AUGCGGCUGGCGGUUUGUCUCGUGCUGCUGAUGCUGUACCAGUUGGAGGAGUGGAGGGUGAUCGGCGUGGGUGUGGGUGUGGGUGUUGGUGUGGGUGUUGGGCGACGGGGGCGGCCAGAAGAGGCGUUGUUGUGGGGCUGUGAGGAGGGCGAGAGGCGGGUGGAGGUGGUGCGCACGGAGCACUGUCGGGUGGAGUGUCGUGCGUGGCGCGAGGCGGGCGAGACGACGUGGCGUCGGUGUUUGGGUCUGGUGUGUCGCGGUCUCGAGGCGCCGUUGGGCGAGUACGUCAACAACAACAGCCAGUUGCUGCCGUACUUGGCGCGGGUGCGUCGUGUCGUGGUGGAGCGCAGUCGGCUGGGCCAAGUGACCGACUUGUGUCUGGCGCGGUUGUCGCGCGUGGACACGUUGAUCCUGCGCGAGAACGCCAUCUCGACGCUGUCGAGGCUGGCGUUCGCCGAGCCCGGCGGCAUCGGCCAGCGCCUCGGCCGACUCGACCUCGCCUUCAACCGACUCGCCCAGUUACCGUCCGACCUGUUCCAGCCUUGCGUCCGCCUCGGCCGGCUCAGUCUGGCCGGCAACCCGCUCGACCUGAGCGCCGAUUGGGCGACGCGUCUGCUCGGCCCGCCCGUCGCCGUCAGCCUCGCCCACGUCGACCUCGCCUUCAUGCGACUGGCCGCCGUACCGACCGCUUUCCUCCAACCGCUGCUCGGCCUUGUCAGCCUCUCUCUCGCCCACAACCGACUCGUGCGUCUCCGCGCGGCCGAGUUCGACGCCCGCGUCUGGCGACGCCACAUGAUCUACGACUUCCGCUUCAACCAGAUCGGCGAGGUCGACGUCGACCUGCUGCGUCGACAUCCGCUGCCCGUCGCCCUCGACCUGCGCUCCAACCGCAUCCGCGACCUCGCCUUCGUCCACGAGGCGGCCGCCGCCCGCCACCCCUGCUCGUUCGACCGGUGCAGCGUCAAUCUGUUCGACAACCCCAUCGUGUGCGACUGCCGAUUGGCCAACUUCACGCGAUUCAAGACCAGCUCCGGACUCGUCAUCGGCCGCUGCCACGAGCCCCGAAACGUCCGCGGCGCCGCACUCUCCGGUUGGACGCCCCGCGUCCGCGCCUCGCCCCACGCCUACCUCGAGGCCGUCGCCGACACCCACCUUCGCUGCCCUCCCGCCCAGCAACACGACUCCGAGUCCCGUCUCGAGUCCCACUCUCAGUUCGACUGCCGCUGCAACGGAUGGAGACCGGCCAGAGAGCAUCAAUCGGGCCUCGACGACCAACCGUCUUUAACCGAGGAGAGGACGAGGAGAGGAGAAAUUGAAAAAAAAGACAUUUAUUGUCACUUCAACCAAGCCCCCAAUUGCCUCGAAGAAAGAGCGAGACAGAGGCAUUACAAAAAGAGCCAUCUUUCGUUUAAUCUGCUACAGCACAUGUCACCGACGACAAGUCGCCUGAUGAUGAUGAUGAUGAAGAUGAUGAUGAUGCUUAUUAUUAUUAUUACUAUUACUAUUAUUAUUAUUAUUACUAUUAUUGUUGCUAUGGAGAAAAGGAAGAGGAGGAUGAUAAUAAUGAUAAUGACGAUGAUGAAGAGCAUGAGGCGCCUCGGUGCACACCAACAAAGUCGGUCUGCUUCGGGCCGGGCACAAACUUCACGAGGCUCUGAGGACAGAUCGGAAAGCCAACAAAGAAGCGGACAACCAAACGACCAGCCAAGCAAGUCAACAAACGUACAAAGGAGAAAAUGUAAAAGAUCGGCCGGCAAAUGA
Protopolystoma xenopodis is the source of this 1761-nucleotide messenger RNA. The record is from the annotation of a GenBank genome assembly. Lineage: Eukaryota; Metazoa; Platyhelminthes; Monogenea; Polystomatidea; Polystomatidae.